CGUGAUAAAUAGAAAGAAGAAAAAAACUCACCUCUGACUGUUUGUUUAGUGCUUCAUGUGGCACGCGUCCGGCGCGCGCAACGCACCGGCACCGGGGCAGGAGCCCAAGGUGAAUCCACGCGACCAGAGGGCGUGGCCAGUGCGCCAUCCAAACGUAUUGAAAAGCAGUGGCGUCUUUCCUCGAGCGCUCAGAGCAGCUUUGAGGAGCGCGCGAGGCAGCAGCCCUACGGACUGCCCCCACUGAAACAAGUGCGCGUCAAGCGGCCACACCACGUGAACGGCACGAGCGGGACGCACCGCCUCGAGACUCUGUGAUUCUUUAUAACUUUGUGGUUUUUGUUUUUUUUUUUGAACUGGGAAUGGACCUCACAGCCAAGAUGGAAAUUAACGUCAGUCAGCAGCAGCUGAUGCCGCCCGCUUGUUUCUUUUCCGCCGCGGCGGCGCAGAGCAUCCAGCUGAGCCCCAGCGGCAGCAGUCAGAGCAGCGGGAAGUCGGUGUCCAAGCAGCCCAAGAGGCAGCGCUCCUCCUCUCCGGAGCUGCUGCGCUGCAAGCGGAGGCUGAACUUUGCGGGUUUUGGCUACAGUCUUCCGCAGCAGCAGCCGCACGCUGUGGCCCGGAGGAACGAGAGGGAGCGCAACCGGGUGAAACUGGUCAACAACGGCUUCGCCACACUGCGGGAGCACGUCCCCAACGGCGCCGCCAACAAGAAGAUGAGCAAAGUGGAGACGCUGCGCUCAGCCGUGGAGUACAUCCGCGCACUGCAGCAGCUACUGGACGAACACGACGCGGUGAGCGCGGCGUUUCAGUCCGGCGUCCUGUCGCCCACCAUGUCGCAGGGAUAUUCCGCUGACAUGAACUCCAUGGCGGGUUCACCGGUGUCCUCCUACUCAUCCGACGAGGGCUCCAUGGAACCCCUCAGCCCGGAGGAACGGGAACUGCUGGACUUCACCAACUGGUUCUGA
Messenger RNA from Scatophagus argus, 962 nucleotides. RefSeq names its product achaete-scute family bHLH transcription factor 1a (gene ascl1a). Gene Ontology annotation, molecular function: protein dimerization activity; DNA-binding transcription factor activity, RNA polymerase II-specific; RNA polymerase II transcription regulatory region sequence-specific DNA binding. The coding region runs from base 360 to 962 and encodes 200 amino acids. The record is from RefSeq and is a predicted model, not a curated record. NCBI's taxonomy places the organism in Eukaryota, Metazoa, Chordata, Actinopteri, Scatophagidae. Gene Ontology annotation, biological process: positive regulation of transcription by RNA polymerase II; sensory organ development; regulation of neurogenesis. Gene Ontology annotation, cellular component: RNA polymerase II transcription regulator complex. The transcript has a single exon.